CAUGAAGGGCACAUUUGCGAAUUCGCAGGUGGCUAAUGGCGGCACUCAGCGCCUCUCCGUGGUCUGUAACAACAACGACAUCAAGGUUCCUGGCAGAAUCAGCGUGGAAAUAGAUCCGAUCCCGGCGCGCGGAAGGCGGCGAUCGACAGUGAUCAGCGUCGCGAAACCCACUGAAGUGCGGCCGAGCACGACUAUCAAUGUGCGCCGACUUAUGCUCGCCGACGUGGUUAGGAGAGGAACAGCGUCAAACGUGAACGCCGACCGGGACUUCUCGGGCAAACUAUGUUCACCGUCGCCCGAGCACCGUCCUUCCAUCGCAUCCCGACGAAGUAGUACGUUUGCCAGCAGCGUCGGCGAAGCGUCGCCAAGCGAGGUGUCUUCCAUCGCUCCGACGGUUUCGCCAAGGAACGCAGCAAUGGAGAGAAGGGGAACCAUGAUGAGUGUCGCUGGAUCCAUGUUUGCCGCCAAACGGCUGUCGUUGAACCAGGGGGAUGCGUUCUCGCGAAGAGGAACGGUGAUAAGCGUGACCUGUCCGUCUGGACUUGGAAACCUGCAGGAGACGACUGUCGAGGUGACCGAAGUCGAAGCACCAUCCUCCGCCCUGAGCAGCCUCAAGGAAGUGCUGUGCGCACCGCGGAUGUAUUUCCACACCUUGAGCUUCUUCACGUACAUCUUCUUCAUGGACUCGUACCUCUCAGUCAUGUUCGAUCUCGGCGAGGACAUUGGCGUCCCGGUCAGCGAGUCAGUCCUCGCCCUGACGCUCCUGUCAGCUAUGGAUACCGUCGGCCGGUUUUUCGUACCAUUCCUGAGCGACUACGGAGUCGCGUCGACGGCGUCGUUGAUUACUGCGUGCUAUCUCUCGCUUUCCGUCAUUUCGGCACUUGUACCGUUGGUCGCGGGAAAGCUUGUCUUUUUGGCCGUGUCUGCGAUUCUGGGACUACCCGGAGGCUACAUCCUUGUUGGCACAUCCGAACGCAUCUCUACAGAGCUGGGGACAGAUAACCUCCCGAUGGCCUACGGAGUGCUGGUACUCGUCACUGCCACGGGAAGCUUUGUUCGGCCACCUGCAGUAGGUGCCUUCCGCGACACGAUCGGCUCGUACGACGGGCUCUUUCAACUGAUGGCAGGAAUGCUUGCCCUCGCGCUGCUCUUCAACAUCGGGCUCUGGAUCGACGGUCGGCCAUCUUCGAAAAAAAGCAGAACGACGGCACCUGCGCAGGACAGUGGUGCGCACGUCUCCACCGACGAACCCUUGCCCACUCUUGCGGAAGAGGCCGAGAGCACGUCGCUGUAGGGGCGCGCAACUGUGAGCACGGGACUAUUUUGCGUAGAGGAAGUGGCAGUGGGGGAUCAAGAAUCGCUGCGUUGCGCCCUCGUGCGCGUUGUUCAGAGCCUCAUAUGAUGGGAACCAUAUCUCGUAUGGCCCCGCAGAUGUUGCCCCGUAACCCCAGACACUAGUGAAUAAGUGUUUGUAAGAUUACUCGUGCCGUUUUGUGAUGGCCGAUAAUCCGAUGUGCGACUCCUGUAGGUCUGUAUACCUAUAUGCCUGUACAGCACACCUGCAGUGAACCUGUACGACGUCCGACGUCUCACUCGGCAGAAACUUUUGAGCCAGUUUGACUCGAUAAUCACUUUGGCAGUGUAAAAUACUGGGGCCCUGGUCGCAUUCGUGCUAGGGCACUAGCACUGGUGCAUUUUUAAGAAAAUCUGCCUGAUUGACGAUUGUUUAUUCAUCUUCUGCUGCACAGUGGCUCUCUCAACGCUUUCGCUUUUAUAUUACCACUUUUCCUCACUCCAGUAGAGUAGAAAACCGGAUGCUCUUCUGGUUGACGUUUCUGUCUGUUAUCCUACCUUCCUUUCACUCUCUUUCUCUCUGUCUGUCUCAAAAGAGGCAUCCUGGUGCACGAUAUUGUGUAGAAGCGAACAGCAUGCUACCAUAACCAAGACGGCAACCUUCCAGAGAGCAGCUAUAUGGUCUCUGAAGUGAAGUAGGUCUGGAGACCCCCUUAAUCGUUUCUAACCGAACCUGAGCUACUGAGCAAAUGAUGAUGUUAUAGCAUUUAUGCUUUGGGAGGACAGUGCUACACGUCGCACUUGGUACUAAGUAGUCAAAGCUGAAUAAAUAUGCUGUCAUUACGUUGUCAGCGACAGUCAAUUUUAAGUCACGCUCGAUUUGCUCGUCAAAGCAGUGGUGUUUACAAGAGCUUGUGUCUAAAAAAAAAAAAAAUAGUGAUUCCCGCCAGUGCAACAUUUACUAGUACAAAGCCAAGCAGUUUAUUUACGCGUCGGGUUUUUACAAUAGGUCAUUGCCUAUUUUCACAAGCUCCGCAACAGCCCUGGCAGAACUUGACAAAAUAUUUAUUUCACCAUUCAAAUGCCGUACCUAGAGCUCAUAAGUUUGUGAACACUAUACGUUCGCAAAGAGAGUGUUUUAGUCCGAUACGUUUACUAUCGGAAUGCACCGACGAACGCGCACCGCAUCUCAGCUGCGCGACAGCACACGUCCGAUGUCUUCGUAUCUGCGGUGGAAGUCCGAAUAGCGACGGAUGAAAAAACCAAACAAAGCUACUUGCUUGAGUAGUAAACGUUCGUAACGAUUGUGGAAAGCGGGAUUUCUUAGUUUUUUUCUACUUUGUACUCGUUGUCCGCCUCAUCGAAUAAUUUAGUUUACGGGUCACAAUUGCGUUAUCUUCCAAACGCAUUUUUUUUUUUAAUUUGGUGCAUCUAAAAAGAAAACACCGUAUAUACGACAUAGCCCAAGAAUCUGGUAAAAGGGAAUAAGAAAGGAAUGUCAAAUACCGCUGCUCUUUCUCUGUCACUUCGGAAAAUUAACUGAUACAAACCCGCAGAGACCGGCUCUGACCUUGCAGGUAAUUACCAUCAACGUAUGAGACAUUUACGUCAUCGGAGCAGCGGCAGCCUGUCGGGAGAUGGUAAACGAUUGAUUUUUCUUUUUUUUUUCAGCGACGAUGGCGCUUAAUAAACGCUGACGUCAUUCCCGAAAUGAACGAUGAAUCCAUCAGUUCUUUCGCAUUUGGUGCUCUGACGAAGCAUACCAAAAAACAAGGGACUUUGCUGAAUGACGUCGCAAGAUGGACGCCGAGUAAAAAAAUGCAAAUGAGCGACGUUCCUUUCUUCAACUAAUCGAGGUAGAUGUCACGCCGCUACCGCAUUUUAACAAUCUCAGAGGCGGCUGAAGAGAAGCAAACAUCACGAUAGAUUUGAGGCUGAAAAUCCCAGAGCCCAUCAAGUCUCGUGGAGUCUCGAUAAGAGCAACGUAGUGAGCAUCAGUGCUGCUGACAUUUUGCGAGUGCCAUGCAACAGCAUGUCGUAAGGCUAGAAAUACGAAUGGUCGGCGAAAAAGGAAAAUGUUGCAGAAAAAGAAUGGCGCUUUUUCUCUUGAGCUGCCAAAAAAAAGUGGCCAGAUUUCCCAGCUUCAAAAAAAAUAAA
Molecule: messenger RNA, 3450 nt
Organism: Dermacentor andersoni
Lineage: Eukaryota; Metazoa; Arthropoda; Arachnida; Ixodida; Ixodidae
Source: RefSeq, a predicted model, not a curated record